CCCGGGCAAAGGGAGGCAGAGGAGGGAGAGACCCACGCCCAGCCUUCCUCCAGCUUCCACCCCGGGUUCCAUGCUCCCCAGCCGCCCUCUCCAUGCAGGGGGAUCCUUCCCGCCCCCUGUCUGAGGAAGAGCCCGAGUGGGGGGAGGGGAGGGUCUGCCUUGCGGAGGCCCAGCAGGAGGGGAGUGAAGCCGGGCGAGGAGGAGGCAGGAUUCGCACCAGGCUCCCUGUCUCCGGAGGGGGAGAGAAGCGGGGCGGCCUCUCCAGCUGCCUCCUUCCCGGCCCUGCUCGGGGGCACCUCAGUCCUGCGCUGGGAUGAGCCUCUUGGGGCUCCGGGGAGGUUGGGGGAAGGUCGCUCAGUGGCUGAAUUCCACUUUCUAAUUCUUAAUAUUUAUUUUUUCUUCCCAUCUCAGAUACAGAAACUGGAAGCCAUUUGUGGUCUUUGCAAGGCAAACUUUCCUCUUGGGGAAAAAAAAGAGCGGAAUAUUUUGGAAAAUAAAAAAAUCAGAAUCCCUUGGAGGGAUCAGUCCUGCAGCCCCAGAAAUGGUCCCGUGAAGGAAAAGGCACCUGGAGACCCACCAGAGUCCUUGGAGCCAUUUGCAGUUGCUCUGCAGGACAGAGAAAGGAUGGAGACACAACCUUUUGGAAAGGAGGGAAGCGGAAAAGGCCCUUCAGCUGCUCAGCCUCAGAAGGGGCGGAAGCUCUGGACAAGGACUGGGCAGGAGAUCCUGGAGGAGGAAACCGUCCUCCCUUCAGAAGUUCAGCCCUGGACCUCCAUCCAAUACCAGGAGGCUGAGGGUCCCCGAGGACUUUGCAGCCGACUCCAUGGCUUUUGCAGGCGAUGGCUGCGACCAGAAAAGCACACCAGAGCUCAGAUGCUGGACCUGGUGGUUCUGGAGCAGUUCCUGGCUCUUCUGCCCCCAGAGAUGGAGAGCUGGGUGCGGGAGUAUGGAGCAGAGACCAGUUCCCAGGCGGUGGCCCUGGUGGAAGGCUUCCUCCUGAGCCAGGUGGAGGAACAGAAGGAGCAAGUCGAGUUGCAGUGCUGCACUGUGGAAAUCAGAGAUCCUGAGGGAAAGAAGAACCCAUCAAAUCCUCCCCAGGAGCUAUUUUUCAGGAGGAUUCUUUGGAAGGAUCAAAGUCGGGACACUUUAGGAGAGAAACAAAGAAUGAAAUUUUCUGGUUUUUAUGACGGCGAUCAAACAGUGGCUGAACCUCUAAAUCAAGAGAGUCUUGUGUCCUUCGAGGAGGUGGCUGUGUAUUUCUCUGAGGAGGAAUGGUCUCAGCUGGAUCCUAACCAGAAAGCGCUGCAUUCGAAAGUCAUGCUUGAAAACUAUAGGAACGUGGUCUCUCUCGGUAAUAAUGGGCAGGAGAAUCAAGAUUCCUGUGAACUGCUCCAAAUGAUCAAUGCUAAAGAUGGAACGGAGAAGUUUGGAAUUCGAAUGGAACCAGAAACCCAUGAUAGAAACCAGUCAAAUAAUUGGAAUCAGGAAAGCUCAUCUUCCACCGAUGCUCCGAUGCAAGACUUUCUUGCCCAACAGGAGAAAAUAAGGAAAAAAUAUAUUGGGGAAAGUGUGAAGCCAAUCAAAGCUAAAUUACAAGUAAAAGAACACUAUAUAAGCCAAAACAAAGGAGAAGAUGCUAUAAGAAGACACAACGGACAAAGUUCCAAUGGGACAUUCAUUCCUUCUCUUGGAAAUAAGUUCCUUACAUUUCAAAAAGUGAUAGAAACAAAUGAGAAGCCUUACAAAUGUUUGGAAUGUGGAACAUGUUUUAGAACAAGCAGGCAACUUACUUCCCAUAAGAGGAUCCACACAGGGGAGAAGCCGUAUAAAUGCACGGAGUGCGAAAAAACCUUUGCUCGAAGAAGUAGUCUUAUUUCCCAUAAGAGGAUCCACACAGGGGAGAAGCCGUAUAAAUGCAUAGAGUGUGGAAAAACCUUUGCUCAAAGAGGUAAUCUUAUUUCCCAUAAGAGGAUCCACACAGGGGAGAAGCCGUAUAAAUGCAUGGAGUGUGGAAAAACCUUUGCCCAAAGAGGUAAUCUUAUUUCCCAUGAAAGGUUCCACACAGGGGAGAAACCGUGUAAAUGCAUGGAGUGUGGAAAGACGUUUGGUCAAAGAGGUCAUCUUAUUUCCCACAAAAUGAUCCACACACGGGAGAACCCGUAUAAAUGCAUGGAGUGCGAAAAAACCUUUACACGAAGAAGUAGUCUUAUUUCCCAUAAGAGGAUCCACACAGGGGAAAAGCCGUAUAAAUGCAUAGAGUGUGGAAAAACCUUUGCUCACAAAAGUAGUCUUAUUUCCCAUAAGAGGGUCCACACAGGGGAGAAGCCGUUUAAAUGCAUGGAGUGUGGAAAGACCUUUGCUAAGAACUGUGAUCUAAGAGCACAUGAAAGGUUCCACACAGGGGAGAAACCGUAUAAAUGCAUGGAGUGUGGAAAGACGUUUGGUCAAAGAGGUCAUCUUAUUUCCCACAAAAUGAUCCACACAGGGGAGAAGCCAUAUGAAUGCAUGGAAUGCGAAAAAACCUUUGCUCGAAGAAGUAGUCUUAUUUCCCAUAAGAGGAUCCACACAGGGGAGAAGCCGUAUAAAUGCAUGGAGUGUGGAAAGGCCUUUGCUCGAAGAGGUAGUCUUAUUUCCCAUAAGAGGAUCCACACAGGGGAGAAGCCGUAUAAAUGCAUAGAGUGUGGAAAAACCUUUGCUCAAAGAGGUAAUCUUAUUUCCCAUAAGAGGAUCCACACAGGGGAGAAGCUGUAUAAAUGCAUGGAAUGUGGAAAGAUGUUUUCUGAAAGAGCUCAUCUUAUUUGCCAUGAGAGGAUCCACACAGGGGAGAAGCCGUAUAAAUGCAUGGAGUGUGGAAAGACCUUUGCUCGAAGAGCUAAUCUUAUUUGCCAUGAGAGGAUCCACACAGGGGAGAAGCCGUAUAAAUGCAUGGAGUGUGGAAAGACCUUUGCUCGAAGAGGUUAUCUUAUAUCCUACAAAAUGAUCCACACAGGGGAGAAGCCGUAUAAAUGCAUGGACUGCAAAAAAACCUUUGCUCGAAGAAGUAGUCUUAUUUCUCAUAAAAUGAUCCACACAGGGGAGAAGCCGUAUAAAUGCAUAGAGUGCGAAAAAACCUUUACACGAAGAAGUAGUCUUAUUUCCCAUAAGAGGAUCCACACAGGGGAAAAGCCGUAUAAAUGCAUAGAGUGUGGAAAAACCUUUGCUCACAGAAGUAGUCUUAUUUCCCAUAAGAGGAUCCACACAGGGGAGAAGCCGUAUAAAUGCAUGGAGUGUGGAAAGACCUUUGCUAAGAACUGUGUCCGAAGAGCACAUGAAAGGUUCCACACAGGGGAGAAACCGUAUAAAUGCAUAGAGUGUGGAAAAACCUUUGCUCACAGAAGUAGUCUUAUUUCCCAUAAGAGGAUCCACACAGGGGAGAAGCCGUAUAAAUGCAUGGAGUGCGGAAAGACCUUUGCUCGAAGAGCUAAUCUUACUUGCCAUGAGAGGAUCCACACAGGGGAGAAGCCAUAUAAAUGCAUGGAGUGUGGAAAGGCCUUUGCUCAAAGAAGUCAUCUUAUUUCCCAUAAGAGGAUCCACACAGGGGAGAAGCUGUAUAAAUGCAUGGAGUGUGGAAAGAUGUUUUCUGAAAGAGCUCAUCUUAUUUGCCAUGAGAGGAUCCACACAGGGGAAAAGCCGUAUAAAUGCAUGGAGUGUGGAAAGACCUUUGCUAAGAACUGUGUCCUAAGAGCACAUGAAAGGUUCCACACAGGGGAGAAACCGUAUAAAUGCAUGGAGUGUGGAAAGACAUUUGGUCAAAGAGCUCAUCUUAUUUGCCAUGAGAGGAUCCACACAGGGGAGAAGCCGUAUAAAUGCAUGGAGUGUGGAAAGGGCUUUGCUCAGAAAGUUAGUCUUACUUCUCAUAAAAGGAUCCACGCUCAGGAGAAAGUGUAUAGCAAUAGUAAUUCCACUUAGACUUAUAUACCAGUCUAUAAUGCUUUAUAGCACUCUUUGAGCAGUUUACAAAGUCAGCAUAUGGUCUCCAGCAAUCUGGGUCCUCAUUUUAACCACCUCAGAAGGAUGAAAGCUGAAUCAACCAUGACCCUGUCAGAAUCAAACUUAUGGCUGUGGGCAAUUAGCCUAUAGUACUGCAUUCUAACCGCUGAUCCACCAGCAUAGAUUUUGAUUUGUAUGCAUAUUGUGCCUUUCGGAUCCAAACAAGACAAGGUAGAAUCCAACAAAAUGAAAUUUAAUGUGGAGAAAAGUAAGCUUUUACAUCUGGGCAGGAAAGACAGAUUACCUGAAACCUGGCUGGAAAAUAGUAACUGUGAAGGGUCCUUGGAGUCGGAAUUGAUGAUCAAUGAAGCAUGAAUUACCUGUGUGCGGCAGCAGCCAAAAAAACGAAUACAAUCCUUGGUUGUAUAAACAGAGGCAUAGAAUAAAAAUCAGAUGAAGUAUUAGUACCAGUUCAUAAAGACUUAGUAAGAAAACCCCUGGAAUACCGCAUCCUGUUUGGGUCAUCACAUUGCAAAGCAGAUGUUGAAACUUUGGAAAAAGAGCAAAGAAGAGCAGCUAAGCUGAUUAAAGGCCGGAAGACUAAAACAAGAACUAUUAUAGGAACUGGGCUAGUCUAGUGAAGAGAAGGACCAGGGGAGACAGGAUAGCAGUGUUCCAAUAUUUGAGGGGCUGCCACAGAAAGGAGAGGGUCAAUGUCAGGUAUGCUUCCUUCAAAGUCCAAGAAAGAAUGACCCACCGUUUCCAUGGCAGCCAAAGCAGUAAAAGGUGACUAUUUUCCAAGGCACCUGAAGGCCAGACAAGGAAUAAUGGAUGGAAACUUAUCAAGGAGAGAAGCAACCUGGAACUUUCUUACAAUGAGGACAAUUCACCCGUGGAACAGCUUCCCUUCAGAUAGCAUGGGUGCUUCCUCACUGGACAUUUUUAAGAAGACACUGGACAGUUUCAAGUAACUCCCUCUGAUGAGUAUUCCACUAGAGCAGAGUUGCAGGCAGAAAUGCAAUUAGUCCUGAAUCCCUUACUAUUAUUUCAGCUUUUCUUACUUUGCUUAGUAUUAUCACAGUCUGCUUUUCCAGCAUUUCACUUUAUACAAGUAAUAACUGAGAAAGACAACCAUAAGGAGAACGGGGUUGUAGUGAUGCUGAGUUAGAAAAUGCAACUCAUAGGCUCUUUGUACUAAUUUUGUGGUGAUCUUUCCUUGCCUUCCCUCGUGUUGCCCAUCUCUGGACUCACACAAUCUUAUCAAUACAUUUUUUAAAGUGAAGUCUCCAGAACUGGACACAGUAUUCCAAAUGGAGUCUCACUAAAGCCCUAUGUAGAGGGAUAGGAGCUCCUUUUUGCUGAGGGUGAUACAUCUGGUGAUGCAUCUCAGAAUUUUGUUUGCCUUCCCAGCUGCCUGGCUACACUGCUUACUUAUGUUGCAGUUAUCCUUGUUUCAGUGCCAUGGCAACUACUUUCACAGAGUUGUGUAAAAGAAGGGAAGAGAAAGCAGUGGUAGGGAUAUGUGAACACAUAUUAAGUUCCCAUAGGUAGGCAGCCUGCUGGCCAACCCAGGCAGUCCCUGAUUUACAAUAAUUUAUUAAGUAACCAUUUGAAGUUACAAUGGCAAUAAAUGAUGGCUCUGACCUCCUCCUUCCCUCCCUCCCUCCCUCCCA
Pantherophis guttatus is the source of this 5642-nucleotide messenger RNA. Lineage: Eukaryota; Metazoa; Chordata; Lepidosauria; Squamata; Colubridae. The record is from RefSeq and is a predicted model, not a curated record.